GGUGACGUGACCUUUCUGGGACUACAAUUCCCAGCGUGCCCCACACGAAAGCACCGUUAUUUGGUAAUGAUGUGGAUUUGAAAGGCGAUGCAGCUCCGCUGGAGCCGCUCUGAAGUGAAGUGACCGACGUCGCAGUCGCAGCAAUGUACGCACUAGUUGCCCCGGCGAGACGGGCAGUGGUGACGGGCCGGAGCGUUCGGUGUUGGGCCAGGCUGCCGGUGAGCUGGCGGUUCGCGGACCCUGGAGAGGGUCUGGCCCGCGCUCAGGGCUCCGCUGCCAGCCUGAUCACGGAGGGGGCGGCCUCGCUUCUCCGGGACCACUCUAGGAAUGGCGACAGGGUCCUCAGCAUCGCUAACAUGAACCCGCAAGUCCGGGCUACUGAGUACGCAGUGCGGGGACCUAUCGUCAUUAAAGCGGGAGAGAUCGAGAAGGAGCUGCAACAGAUGCUGCCAGACCUUCUGACAUCUCCAAAGAAGGGUGUCCAGAAGCCUUUCACAGAAGUAAUCAAAGCUAACAUCGGAGAUGCUCAUGCAAUGGGACAGCAGCCAAUCACAUUUCUGAGACAGGUUGUUGCUCUUUGUACUUAUCCAGAACUGCUUGAAAGUCCACACUUCCCUGCUGAUGCAAAGGAGAGAGCCCAACGUAUUCUGCUGUACUGUGGGGGUCAAAGUCUAGGUUCCUACAGUGCAAGCCAGGGUCUGAAUUGUAUACGUCAAGAUGUUGCUAAGUACAUGGAGACGAGGGAUGGAGGAGUUCCUGCAGAAUCUGAUAAUAUUUAUAUUACUACUGGAGCAAGUGAUGGAAUAACUACCAUUAUGAAACUUCUGGUGUCUGGAGAAGGGAGAAUGCGGACUGGAGUGAUGAUUCCAAUUCCACAGUAUCCCCUGUAUUCAGCAGCCAUCUCCGAGCUAGGAGCCACCCAAAUCAACUAUUACCUGGAUGAAGAAAAUGGCUGGGCUCUGGAUAAAAAUGAACUGAAACGAAACCUGAGUGCAGCAAGGGAAUAUUGCAACCCCAAAGUUCUUUGUAUUAUUAACCCAGGAAACCCAACUGGCCAAGUGCAAAGCAGAAAAGGUAUUGAGGACGUUAUUCGUUUUGCUUAUGAGGAAAAACUCUUCAUUCUGGCAGAUGAGGUAUACCAGGAAAACAUAUAUUCUGAGGACUGCAAAUUUCACUCAUUCAAGAAAGUGUUAUAUGAGAUGGGUCCGGAGUACUUCAGCACAGUAGAAUUGGUCUCAUUUCAUUCUACAUCUAAAGGAUACACAGGAGAAUGUGGAUUUAGAGGUGGUUAUAUGGAAGUUAUUAACAUGGACCCUGAGGUUAAGGCUCAGCUUGAGAAGCUGUUAUCAGUUCGGCUGUGCUCCCCUGUCCCCGGGCAAGUUGCCAUGGAUGUUGUGGUAAAUCCACCAAAGCCUGGAGAAGAAUCUUAUGAACUGUUUACAUUGGAAAAGAUGAAGGUAUUGCAUAACCUUGCUGAGAAAGCUAAGUUAACAGAGGAUGUCUUGAAUACAAUUCCUGGAAUGCACUGCAACCCUCUGCAAGGAGCUCUGUAUGCAUUUCCAAGAAUAUUUGUUCCUCCCAAAGCAAUCGAAGAAGCUGAGACCCAUGGGAUGGUACCAGAUAUGUUUUACUGUAUGAAACUCCUAGAGGAGACUGGAAUUUGUGUGAUUCCUGGUAGUGGAUUUGGACAAAAAGAAGGAACAUAUCAUUUCAGAAUGACCAUUCUCCUUCCUAUUGAGAAGCUAAAAGUGUUAUUGCAAAAUGUGAAGAAUUUCCAUACUCGGUUUCUUCGGAAAUACACAUAAGCAUAGUUGAUUUUUGUUUUCACCGGAGGAAAUAACUUCUAAAUGUUCAACUUACUGUUCCCCAAUUUUUAUUACCAUGUAAACUGAAUGUUCGCUGAAAUAAAAUGGCAUAAUUAUGGCCUACAAAUCUCAAUUGCUGCAGCUAUUUUCCAGUUUGGUAUUGUGACACCAACGUGUGCUGCACUUUUUUUGAUAGUACUCCCAAUGUAGACAUAUGUACUAUUUGUUGGAAACAUUGGUUUUGUUGCACUUCAAGGAGUUUUUUUAAAUGAAAAUAUUUCUAGCAACAAACAGUAUGAUAUCAAAUAUUUUUCUAGGUUCAAGCCUCUAAUCACAAACGGUCAAAAGCAGACAUUUGGGGUUGUGCCUUCUUUUUUUUCCUGAUUGCCCAUGUAUUGUGGGUGACACUGCAUUAACUGGACUAGUGAGUGGCCUUUAGUACACUUAUGUAGCAAGACCAUAUGUUCAAUCAAGGUAGAGUAUUGGUGUGUAUACAGAUGGAUUUUCAGCAGGCUAAAAGCUGAUGCUUGAAUUCACAGAACAAAUGCUAACUUGUAACACUGCCAAGUGAAUGGAUUUUUAACAAUAAUUCAAUGCAUUUGGCAGUGAGAUUUUCUUCUGAACAAUAGAUGUAAUGUUUACAUUUUUACCUUUUAAAGCUUGGGAGGACAAAUGUUACAACUGUCUUUGUAAAUUACGUAAUUCUGAAUUGGUUUUCUAUUCAAGGGCUUCCAAGUAGAUGAAUUCAGUAAAGCAAAACACAGAUUGGCUUGUUGUGGAGAGGGGGGAGAAAACUGCAGUCUGCAAGACUGUUGGGUUAAAAAGGAUUUUCUUAUGUCUUUCUUUCUGAUAAUGUUUUGAGCUUAUCUAUGUUUAAUGUCAAUGAACAAGAAAUAUCUGUUCCAAUAAAUGGCCUUUUUUGCUCUUCAAAUUUAA
This is a messenger RNA of Stegostoma tigrinum, 2741 nucleotides long. It is a transcript of the gene gpt2, whose product is annotated as glutamic pyruvate transaminase (alanine aminotransferase) 2. Gene Ontology annotation, molecular function: L-alanine:2-oxoglutarate transaminase activity; pyridoxal phosphate binding. Bases 144 to 1805 code for a protein of 553 amino acids. Gene Ontology annotation, biological process: biosynthetic process. Lineage: Eukaryota; Metazoa; Chordata; Chondrichthyes; Orectolobiformes; Stegostomatidae. The transcript has 12 exons. The record is from RefSeq and is a predicted model, not a curated record.